AUGGACUCUAGGGAGGAGCGCGAUGAUAGGCGCGACGACAGGCGCGAUCGGGGUGGCUAUCGAGGCGGCAACAAGCGCCGUCGCGACGACGGCGACGACAACCACUAUCGUGGCGACGACCGCCGAAACACGCGACGGCGCAAUGAUGAUGGACCUCGCCGCCGAUACGAAGAGCCCCCAUUCCCCAAGCUCCGUAGGCUGCUCUUGAACAUUGCCAGUUCCACCAAGCUACCGCAAGACGAGGCCAUCGACAUCGCCAAAUUCUUUGGAGAACACUAUGACGAUGAGCGCCUUCGUUCCGACUUCUUCGAUGUUUUUGUGCAACUCAUCGUCGAGCAACCCUUCAAGAUUCCUUUCGUCGCAGCCGUCGCCUACUACGCAAACGACGUCAAGCCAGAUAUUACCGCCGAAGCCAUGAAGCGCGUUGCAGACCGGGCACAGGAAGCGCUCAAUGCCGGCGAGUGGAAAGAGUUCAAGCUAUUGCUGAGAUUCUUUGCCUGUCUACAGUCGCUAUACCCGGAUGAAGGCGUCUUCCCCUUCCUCGGACAGUUGUUUGAUACGGUUGUGGAUCUCCAGAGUGCGAACGAGAAUGAUGUUCUCGGCAUAGAGCUCGUCAAAAUCAUCCUGCUCACUAUCCCAUACGCACUCGUUUCCGGGGGUGAGAGAUUCCAUGAGCAAGCACAACAACUGCUGAAGAACACCGAGAUCGUGGCGAGCAACGCUGUCCCUAUCGAGAGCCUCAUUCAUUCAUACGUGGGCGAUUUUGAGUCGAAGCCAGUCAACUACAACAGUGUCAUCGGCCUUCUUCAGGCACAACUUUCGGUUGAGGCUGAGAAUGGAUUCGAGCUUAGGUGCAUUCCGCGUGUCGACGUCGAUGCUCUACGUAGGAUGAUGGCCAAGGAUGAGGACGCCCUACCCACGGCCCCACAGACUCAUGCCUUCCCUACAUUCAUCAUCCCAUCUCCCGUCAAUCCCGGUCCUCGGCCGGUCUUUCCAGAGGCCUAUUUCUCCCUGUUUGCCGACCAAGAAGUCGACACCGUUCCCAAGACCACAGAUAUUGCAUCAUCGCUUGUUCGAGAUGCUAUCGUCGACACCAUCAAUCAACUGGACUUUAACCGUGAGAUGGUUGCCAAGUUCCUCGUAGAUGUCGACUGCUACUGGUCUGUUGACAUCUUUGCCAAGCGCGGUUCACCGUUUGACAAGUUCCGCGAGCUGGUUGGCGACAAAGUUCAGUACAAGUCCGAGGAUAUGAUCAUUGAUGCAAUCUUCUCGCAGCUAUUCAAGUUGCCUAGCGCAGAACACAAACUUGUGUAUUACCAUGCCCUCAUCACCCAAUGUUGCAAGGUUGCACCUGCCGCCAUUGCCCCGUCACUGGGCCGAGCGAUCCGUACCAUCUACAAGAAUCUGCCCAUGAUGGAUCUUGAGCUAGGCUACCGAUUCUUAGAUUGGUUCUCCCAUCAUCUCAGCAACUUCGAGUUCAGGUGGAGGUGGACUGAAUGGCUUGAGGACCUCGAGCUCUCUAACUUGCAUCCGAAGAAGGCAUUCAUCCUUGCUACACUAGACAAGGAGAUCCGGCUUUCAUUUGCAAAGCGCAUUCGGUCUACACUGCCAGAGCCGAUGCAUUCUAUGAUCCCCGAGCGACUUGAUGCAGAUAACAGCCCUGACUUCAAGUACGACAAUCAAGUAGACACCCCAUAUGCUGCGGAAGGCCAGAUGUUGCUCACCCAACUCAGGAAGAAGGCCACAUCAGAGGAAAUCCAAGCCACUAUUGACAGCAUCCACGAGAAAGCACUCGAACAAGGCAUCACUGAAGUCCUUGUGCCGUCAACAGAUGCCUUUGUCACCGCCAUCUGCCGUCUGGGAGCCAAGUCACUGUCUCACGUUCUAUCCUGCAUCGAGCGAGGCAAGGAUCGGCUGCUGGAAAUUUCCCAAAACGAGGUUGCACGUCGUCAGAUCGUGGCCAGCGUUGUUGAGUACUGGAAAGACCAGCCUGGUGUCGCAGUCCGUAUCAUUGACAUCUUGCUCAACUACACCAUCCUUGCGCCUAUGACGGUGGUGCAGUGGGUGUUUGGCAGUCACAUGGGCGCCGGUGAGGCGUUGACUGAGAGCUGGGUAUUUGAGAUGGUGUCCAACACAGUCGCCAAGGUUACGAACCGUAACCGUCAAAUCGCAUCUGCUCGCCUCCAAAAGGGUCUUCAGCAAGAGCAAACCGAAAUGGUAGAGGCCACGCUUGCCAAGGAUCGAGACAACGCACGGGAGUUGUUCAAGUACAUUGAAGAUUCCAUGCGCGGCGUAGCAGAGGGAUCUGCUGACACUUUGGUCGAAAAGUCAUCCAACGGCGAGCUCACUGACGAGGAAGUUCAACUCAUCAAGGCGUGGGGCAAGCGCUGGCACACUGUCUUCAUCCGCAAGGCACAGGUUGAGGAAUCUGUUGUUGGCGAAGAGGCUGUCGAAGCACGCAUCAAGCUCCUUGCUGCUGAACCCGAUGUGGUUGCUGAGAGCAUGGAGCAGGACGGUAAUGGCGUUGCUGAGGCCAUAAACGGCGAGGCACAGAUGUCACUUGGCUGAAGUAGCCAGGUUUGAAAGUGAAGUGGGCGGGUUAAAAGCAUAGCGAGUAGCGUCUGCAUACAUGGAGGCGUACUGGGGUGCACAUGGGAAAAUCUUCGCCGUCCAGGCUCGAACAGUUUACACGACAUGGCAUCGAGAUGGGUGGGAUAGUGUACGAUAUAGCUAUAUUUCACCUUGUGGAUCUGUCU
This is a messenger RNA of Pyrenophora tritici-repentis Pt-1C-BFP, 2756 nucleotides long. The record is from RefSeq and is a predicted model, not a curated record. Lineage: Eukaryota; Fungi; Ascomycota; Dothideomycetes; Pleosporales; Pleosporaceae.